Molecule: messenger RNA, 3124 nt
Organism: Hylaeus volcanicus
Lineage: Eukaryota; Metazoa; Arthropoda; Insecta; Hymenoptera; Colletidae
Exons: 12
Coding region: 513-2837 (774 amino acids)
Source: RefSeq, a predicted model, not a curated record
CACUCAAAUUACACUCGUUUGCUUUGUCAUCGAAUAGAAUGGUUUAAUUUAAGUUUCACGGCUCGACAUUCCUAUAGAAUUCGUCGACAAAUAUAGUUUCGGUGUCGCAAACUCAGCAUACGUUCCGAAAACGGGACUGUGAAAAAUUUCAUAAGCGAAACCAGAGCUCGAUGGGCUCAAAUGAAGAUCUGCCUCUUUGAACAAAAUGUAGAGUAAGUUCUCUACACAGGUUUUUCUUUUGACAUAAGUUGACAUAUUUUCUUUCUAAUGCAUUGUUUCUCUCCUUUUUUUUUUUCGAAUUUCCUAAUUGUUUGUGUAGUAUAUCCAAUACUCAAAGAAUAAAGAGUCAAACAAGAACACGAAUCUUGGGUUCUCUGAUAUUUUCCACCGCUCUGAAUUGUUGCAAGGGCCAUGUGGAAGGAGAAAAAAGGUGGUGGACGGUAAAUAGAAUGGUCGAGUGAAACUCGAUUGGAUUCCAAGACCAGAAAGCUCUGGGAGGACCAGACCGCCACAUGGAUACUAAUUACAGAGCAAACAUCAGCAAGUGGCUGCCGCCUCCUGGUGGCAUCCUGGUGAAAUGGUUCGCAGAGUCCUCGACGCUUAACGAGAGAAUGGGCAACCUCGUGGAACGCAUAGCCUUAAUCAUCCAGGACAUUACAGACGCACAGGCUUGUGAUCUCGAGGGGUACAAAGGUGUCGCAAAGGACCUGGAGGAAGUGACCAAACAGUACACGUCGGUCUGCUCGGUUACCCUCAGCAAGCAUCCGAUAUACAAGUACAAGAUGCGCCAUUUUCUGACUGCGUUGAAGCGAAAGGUGAACGUGCUGGCCAGAUUCACUCGCAAUCUAAUCACAGAGAUCGUCGAUUGCAAGAGCGAGGAGCUGCUCAGAGUCAUCUUCAGACUAGUCAACAUUUACAACGACAUUCUGGACAUGGACAUCGACGUCUCAGAUCCAUCAACAACCGUGUUCCAUAACGACAGUCCUUACAUGCUGGAACCACUGAAGAAGAUGUCCGUCACGCGAAUAUUGCAGAUUCUGGCGAAAAAUAGAGCGGAGGAGUCCUGUCACGAGCUAAUCGAUUGCCUCCUAGCGAAUUACGAGCCUCGCGAAAAAGAUGAUCCUGGCGAGGCUGGUGACGGGGAGGCUUCAGAGAAUUCCAGCGUCGAGAUCUAUCGGUUGGUCCUCGGUUUAAGUCCCCGUCGAUCCUCUUUUUUUUUUCUCUCUUUUUUUUUUUUUAAACGGAACUCUGUUCUCGACGGUAUUGUUCUUGGCUCACCACCGUUCGUGUUUUACGAAGAAUUGAUUCGCAGAGCCCUCACGAGACACUUAACGCCGCCAGUCGAGAGCGCCUCGUCGAGGGUCGAGAUGGAGAUGUCGAACGUCGAAAGCAUCCAGACUCUGGUCAACACUCAGAACGAGCAAGUCCUCAGGCUUUUAAGCGUCGUGCAGGACGUUUCGCCGCGGCUGUUGGGCAACGACGCGCUGAGGACCGUCAAAGAUGGCGGCAAGACGAAACUAAGGAGCAGCGCGAUGAAGAAGGUGAAGAAUUACUACCAAGAGGUUGCCUGGGGCGCGUUGUCCGGCAUCUUGGACCACGUGAUCCUUUGGUGGUCCCCGGAAGCACUGGCCACUCAUCACAGCCACGGGGCGCAGCAUCUAAAGGAUUGGCUCAGUCAAUUCGUUCAAAGAAACCCUGUCCCUCCAACCGUGAGACCAGCGCUGCAAAAUCUCUGCGACGCUCUAGGCUACCAUGCCACGAUCACAGCCUGGGACCAGCUCUUCAGGUUGGCUUACACUUCGGCGUUUCGGUGCCGGUCGGGGGCUUCGUCCUCAGAGGGUAGCGACACUGGCCAGAAAUUCGCGGAGUUGUUCCAGCUGUUGGUCAGGCUGAGCAACGAGUGCGAGGCAGGUGGCGAGUGGGUGAUAGGCGCACCGUUGAUGGAGUUGCCUCUGUCGGAACAGAUUGUGGUUCUCCAUCGUUUGGACCACUCGGUGCACACGGUGAGGCUGUGGAUCUUGCAAGAGGCGAAGAUCAUUGCUCAUACGUGGGAGCUGGACGUGUUCUUCCUCCUGGUCAAGGGUGACAUCGUCAACUGCCUCGAGGAGCUAUCCUAUUUAAAGUUAGCUGACCACACGAAUGCGCUGUCCGCGGACUCCGUCAGCGUUCAAGUGUACGUCUGCGGGAAAAUGAGAGGAAAAAUUGUGUCCGAGGUCAACGCUAACGUAGAUCUCCUGCGGAAGUGUUCCACGCAGUGUACAACGAUUCUCGCGAAAAUCUGUCGCGUGGUCAGUCUGGCGAACCUGCACAUGUGCUUUCCACGGUCGAGCUACUGGAGGAAAGGAAGCGACGUUGCUCCAAUCGCCGCCAGUCUCUACGUGGAAGUCUAUUUCGAAAAAGUGCUGCUCCCGGUGCUGGAAGUCAUCGAGGAUCACGAGACAUCCAACAUGAUCUUGAGAAUCAUGUGCGAAGCUUGGCUCGAUUACAUAUAUCUGCAUCGAAUUAAAUUCAGCAAGUACGGAGCACUCCAGUUGCUAACAGACUUCGCCUACGUGUCGCAGUGGGUGACGAGCUGCACGAUAAUCUCUCAAGACGUACGAAAUCGUCUCCUGAAGAACGAAGUCCUGCGACGCUGCGAGGGCGUGGGACGCCUGCUGCUGCGACACCCUGGCGAGGCUAUUUCUAUGCGCAAACGAUUGACCAGGAGAACCAACGAGCGUGGCUCGCCCGAAUCGCCUGGACUGGAACGCAUGCCAGCGGAGAUGUACGUUCCGAAUCAGGAACAGUGGCUGGAGCUUCGCGCUUCCAGGAGAUACAUCUUUUGUUGCACGGAGUGAAGAGGAGGAGAAAUAUUGGCGAAUACGAUAAAAGAACCAACGGGGAAAGAAACUGCGUAAACGAGGAGCGACGGAUGUCAGAGGGUGUUAUUGUUUCGCGCGAUAUUUUAAAUAGGAUUCUUUUCAAACGCCACAAGUGUGUCUCGCGUGAAUGGGUGGGGAUGUGGCUUCAGGUAACUCUAAACCAGACUCGUUUCCAUAAGAUGACACACUUCAAACCCUCCAACCGAAGCCUAAGCCCAGUCCGUCUCGAUCGCGACUCGCCGAUGAAAUCUGUAGAGGAAGGA